Messenger RNA from Fonsecaea erecta, 1071 nucleotides. RefSeq lists its product as hypothetical. NCBI's taxonomy places the organism in Eukaryota, Fungi, Ascomycota, Eurotiomycetes, Chaetothyriales, Herpotrichiellaceae. The record is from RefSeq and is a predicted model, not a curated record. The transcript has 3 exons. Bases 1 to 1071 code for a protein of 356 amino acids.
AUGCGCUCCCUCUUGAAGUCCUCUCCUCUCCUCCUAGGCCUCUUGCGAUUCGUGUCGGCUCAGAACAUUGUUCCCACGUCGCCCUCCGACCAAUUCCCUAGCUGCGCUGUCAAUUGUGCGGUGCUACUGCAGGCGCAGACGGCUUGUGUGCCCCCAGCCCAGCCAGCCACAAAUCAGAUCACAUACGAGAAUUGCUUCUGUCAGAGCAGCUUCCUGCAAGCAUUGUACAGCACUCCUGACGCCAUCUGCACCGCCGAAUGCACGAGCGAGUCUGACAGAGCACUGCUGCAAACAUGGUUCACGGGCUUCUGUCAAAAGGUUGGUAGCGGUAUCGACCCAUUAGAGACCACGACCUCCACUUUCCAACCAAGCUCGACAACAGUGGUGACCAUCACAAGUUACUCUACACCUCCUCCGACAGCUACAAACACAGGGACGGGCAGCGCGUCGGCGCCUGCUCCUCCUUCACACCAGUCAUGGAUCGAUGGUCAUUGGCGUUGGAUCCUCAUGCUCGGAAUUCUCGUCGUGGGGUUUGCGUUUCUUAUCUGGCUCGCCAUCUGGUUCAAGCGGCGACAACAGAGGAAGAUCGAAGAGAGGAGAGCGGUGACUUCGGGGUUCCCAAGGGACGAUGAGCACAGAGGAGGAGCUCGUGCAGCAACUCCGGAUAUUUGGGGUCCGCAUCAGCAUAUGCACUAUACAAAAGGUUGGGAAUACCACAAUGAUCCGGCCAUAAUGGGAGGUGGCGGCCUCGCAGCUUCCUCCAACAAGCACGACAGAAGAUCAAAGAGGAUAUCUUCUCAACGAAAACACCGGGAUCUCCCUGAGAUGACAGAGACUAGUGGCGGCAGACCACCCACAUCACGGCAGCACUCGUCUUCUAAAGGCAAACAUAGGGCGACAGACGAAAUCCGGCCAGUAGAGCCCGAAACCAGCCACGCAGAUAGAAGCCGGAGCAGGAGCGCAAAGGGAAGAGACCUGGACAGUGAUCCAGAGAGAAACCAAGUCGAUUCAGAACACCAAAGACGCCUCCGCGAGGUUAGAGGAAUACGACGAAAGAAGAAUGCCGACUAG